Molecule: messenger RNA, 1534 nt
Organism: Puntigrus tetrazona (Sumatra barb)
Lineage: Eukaryota; Metazoa; Chordata; Actinopteri; Cypriniformes; Cyprinidae
Gene: mtres1
Product: mitochondrial transcription rescue factor 1
Exons: 4
Coding region: 122-805 (227 amino acids)
Source: RefSeq, a predicted model, not a curated record
GGGCGCUGUAAAAUGUGCGCCACUACAGCAGCAGCGACUGCUGGUUUGUUUUUACUGUGCUCGUUGGUCAGCUCGAGAUUAGAGUCAAGGGGAGAUCUCUGAAGUCACUUAGUGUCACAGUAUGCAGAGUCUGUCAGUGCAGGCUCUGGCCCUGCGGCAGCUAGGCAGACUGAACUCCCUGCAGCUGCUCACACCGUGCCAUGCCUCUUGUCUCAGCAUGUGGUGCCCUCGAACAUUGCACGCGCGUCAGCUGUGGGGUUCAGCCGCACCCCAGACACACCGGACAGCUACGUGGCCGAAAUCAUGGGACACUCGGCAGAGCUGGUUGCUCCAUCACACCCGGCUCAAGAGCACGAGAAAGAAAGGAAAGCAAAAAGCCAGUCAGCAGGGGGAGGACGAGGAGGAACAGGAAGAUGCAGAGGCUAGUGACUAUGAGGAUGAGCUUCCAGAUGACCCAGGUCUGCCAAAAGACUACAAAGACCACAAGAAAACUGUCCAAUCUCUUCGUUUCGAUCUGGUUUUGAAGACCGGAUUGGACACUGCACGAAAUAAUGUGGAGGAUGCUUUCUAUAACCUCAAGUUGAGACUGAAUGGUCGGAAACUCACUAAGAAGAGUAAAAUGGUUAAAGUGGGGGAUACACUGGAUCUAAUCCUAAAUGAGGACAAGGAAAUGGGCACAGUCUUGCUGAAGAGAGUGAUCUUGAAAAAGGUGGUUGGAGAGACAAAAGAUGGAGAAAAGCAGAGAGUCAUUCUAAGAACUUGGAAACAUCUACAACUUCCUAAACAUGAUGUGCACAAGCAGUAGUCUGUUAGCAGACUAACAGACAUCUGUGAUGUGUUUGAGAGGUGAAGGAUCAGAAAACAGGACACUGAUAUUUCCUAUUUCCCUUUCCAUCCAUUUGAUUCUGCAUCUGCAGAUUAAGGAUUUAAUUGGUUGCUUUCCAUGCCCAACAAAAACUGAAGGUCUUUCUCACAUCUUUUCACUCAACAGUAGUUCUCAUAAAUGUUGUAUUAAAGUUUUUUUUUUUAAAUUAACUUUACAGAUCACAAAUGGAACACAAAUGCCACCUAUUGUUUAGAGGUGGUUUUGGUUGUAUGCAUUUUUUCAUUAUUGUUUUUUUAUAUAUUUACUAGAGUGACAAAAUAACAUUGUGGGAUGAAUCAGCUAGUGUUUGGGAUAUCAACUGUUUUCUGACACCUUAUUUAGUUGUCAUCAUUGUCUUUAUGACAUUGGUAAAUUUCCAGUGAGAAUUUUCAUACAGGAUACAGAAUGCCUUUGCAUACAAGAUUACCAGACAAAAAAGGGACAUUAAAAGGUUUUUGCAGAGCAUUUAUGCAACAAAAAAUGUUAAAACCCAAACACCCAAAUCUUACUUUUUUCUUCAUUAUAAUGGUCAUUGAUAGAAUUUACAAAGAACAAAUUUAUUCUCGAAAAACAUAAAAUCUUCCCUUAGGUAUAUUCUUUGACUGUAAAAUGCUCCUAUUGACCUUCACUUGUGAAUCUGAAGUAAAAUAAAAAGGAACAUGAAACCCA